CCCCCUGGAAAUAAACACAGCCACACAGCCUCUUACUGCAACUUCAAUGUCAAGCUUGCAGGGUUACGUCGAUAGGCGAGUCCUUCUGGUACUGCAAGAUGGAAGAGCAAUCGUCGGCGUCCUAGCUGGUUACGACCAAAAGUCAAAUGUCGUCCUCAGCGAUUCAAAAGAGAGGAUUUAUAGUAUCGACGAGGGUGUAGAAGAAGUAGAACUAGGUCUCUACCUUGUUAAAGGCGAUAUGAUUGUUCUCAUCGGAGAGAUUGACGAAGCAAUCGAUCAAGCAGUAGACCUUGCUUCCAUACGCGCAGAACCAAUCCUACCUAUUCGCUAUUAGCGCCAGGCUGUAAGAUACAAGGAAACUGGCAAUAAAGCACCAUGGGGCACCCAUUCACAAAAUGU
Messenger RNA from Suillus subaureus, 399 nucleotides. RefSeq names its product LSM-domain-containing protein. Gene Ontology annotation, molecular function: RNA binding. Lineage: Eukaryota; Fungi; Basidiomycota; Agaricomycetes; Boletales; Suillaceae. Bases 47 to 334 code for a protein of 95 amino acids. Gene Ontology annotation, cellular component: U4/U6 x U5 tri-snRNP complex; U6 snRNP. The transcript has 3 exons. The record is from RefSeq and is a predicted model, not a curated record. Gene Ontology annotation, biological process: mRNA splicing, via spliceosome.